This is a messenger RNA of Paramuricea clavata, 1049 nucleotides long. The record is from the annotation of a GenBank genome assembly. Lineage: Eukaryota; Metazoa; Cnidaria; Anthozoa; Malacalcyonacea; Plexauridae.
AUGGAUGAUUUGGCGAACACGCAAAUAAAAUUUGGUGGCUUAGUUAGCCAGGAACAAUCGACUACAUACGAACAAUGGUAUCGCAUACAUCAAAAUAUCUUAAGUGAUUUGAAUACAAGAAUUUCAAAGCUAAUGGACGAUCGAAGCUCCGCAAUUUCUAAACGCUCGCAUCGAAGCAAAACAUCUGGAAAAUCGACAUCGACUAAGACAUCGAAUUCUUCGCUGCGUCGGAAGUCGGAAAUGCUAGCUAAGAAAGCUAGACUUGAAACUAAGCUAAAAUUUCAUGACGCUGAAAUAAAAAAGAUGGCUGAAUUAAAAAGGCAAGAAGAUGAACUGAAACAUUUCCGAAUCGCGAAGGAGCUAGCUGCUACCAAUGCCGAAAUUGAGGCAGUCGCUAAAGUUGAGUCAAAUUACAGCAUUGAGUUGAACCUCGAGAACAUAUCGAAGUUGCCAGAUGACGACAACUCCGGAGAACGAGUAAAGCAGUAUCUGGAAUCUCAGCAUACUAUCAACAAUAAGGGCCUAAGCACACUUCCAGUUGACAUAGAUAUCUGUGGAUCCAUAGUCAGCAAAACUCUAGCUACAGGCAUAAAUUCAAAAGAUCAAGUGACACCUGGCAACGAUUUAAAUCCUUUAUCUCCUCUCAUUCCAACGACACAUCCGAGCUUUAUACUACCCACUCCUCCGCUAGCUGUAUCGCAAGGAGAAAUGUCAAAAGAAUCACUCCCCGUUUCUACGAUCAGGAGAGAUACGUCGCCUUACGUCUCUGCCGAUUCAUUAAUAAGACUGGCGGACCUGCUCGCACAACGACAAGAUUACGAUUCGCUCCCACGUCCUCAGCCCGAUGUCUUCAGUGGUGAUCUACUUCAAUAUCCAAUUUGGAUCAAGGCCUUCGAGACUUUAAUCGAAAGAAAAACGAAUCAACCAUCCGAAAGACUUUAUUAUCUCGGAAAGUCCACAUCUGGGGAAGCGAAAGAAGCAGUAAGCGGUCUCUUACCCUUGGACACAGAAACAGCCUACGCGAAAGCCAAGAAAAUCCUAGCGAACAG